CAAAAAAACCAGAAGACAAAAAAAAAAAAGAAAAAAAAAAAACCAUCGCCUAUUUGUCUCUCGUGCUUUAGCUGCCCUCCGUGUUUCGCUCUCCCUCCCCCUCCUCUGUCUCUCUCUGUGUUUUCAGUAGGGCUUCUCCCUGACGUUUCUUUCGUACUCCUUUCUCCGCGGCGGACGUCAUUAUCGCCGCCUCUAUCUUUCUCCCCGGAGGGUUAGAGGGAGUUUCUGUUGAUCUUCAUUUACAGUUAGAUCUGUUACGAUAGAGAAAGGAGCAAUUUUUUUGCUUGAAAGCGGAAUAAUAUUAAGGUUAGGGUUUUUUGUGUUUAUUUGAUGCGUUGGCGGGAUCCGAGGCUGCCAAACGGGUUGAUAAUCUGGGUGGGACCCUGAGAUGGCCAAUCCCGGAGUCGGCAACAAGUUUGUUUCUGUGAAUCUCAAUAAAUCCUAUGGUCAGCAGCAUUAUCAUCAGCAUCACCAUAAUAAUCAGCAUCAUUCAAGCUCAUAUGGUUCAAACCGCAACCGCCCUGGUGGAGGUGGAGGAGGGAUGUUGGUGCUUUCGCGGCCUCGUAGCUCGCAGAAGGCUGCUGGGCCGAAACUUUCUGUUCCACCCCCCUUAAAUCUGCCAUCGUUGCGGAAAGAGCAUGAGAGGUUUGAUUCGUUGGGAUCAGGUGGGGGUCCUGCUGGAGGUGGUAUGGGAAGUGGGCCUCGCCCUAGCUCUUCAGGUAUGGGCUGGACUAAGCCUGCCACAAUUGCCGUUCAGGAGAAAGAAGGAUUUGGUGUUGGUGGUGAUCAUACAGUUGAUGACACUUGUAAUAAUCAUGGUAUUGAUCAGGGAUUGCCUGGUGUUGUUAAUGGAGUCAGCAAGGGUAGUGGUAGUAGUGUGUAUACUCCUCCCUCUGCUCGGUCGGCGGUGCCUGCAGUUUCUGUUCCUUCCCAGGGUUACCCAGUGACAGAGAAAGUCACAGUUUUAAGGGGUGAGGAUUUCCCUUCAUUGCAGGCUACUUUGCCAGCCACUUCUGGGCCUGAAAAGAAACAGAAAGAUGGUUUGAAUCAGAAACAGAAGCAGUUAUUGGGUGAGGAAUUGGCUAAUGAGCGGAAUAGUUCCCAAUUGAGCACAGUUGUUGAAAUGCGUCCACAAUUGCAGUCAAGGAGUAACAUUAACAAUGGAUUGCAAGAGAGUGGUUCUGAAAUUCGUGGUUGGGAUGGUUCAGGCCUGCCUGAGAAGGACCGAAGGCGGCAAGACUACUUUUCAGGACCAUUGCCUUUAGUUCGGUUGAACCCAAGGUCAGAUUGGGCAGAUGAUGAGCGUGACACAGGACUUGGUUUGGCAGACCGGGGCAGGGAUCAUGGAUUUUCCAAGAGUGAAGCUCGAUGGGAUAUGGAUUUUGAUUUCCCAAGGCCAAGUAUUUUGCCACAGAAACCUGGACAUAAUCUCUUUGACAGGAGAGGACAACAUGACAAUGAAACUGGAAAGAUUUCUUCCAGUGAAGUCACUAAAGUGGAUACUUAUGGGCAAGAUGUGAGAAUGUCUAGCCGAGAUGGACGGGAAGGAAACUCAUGGAGAGCUUCUUCACCUCUUUCGAAAGAUGGAUUUGGUGUCCAAGAGGCCGGGAAUGAAAAAAAUGGUAUUGGCAUAAGGCCAUCCACUCUGAACAGAGAAGUAACCAAGGAGAAUAAGUACACCCCAUCACCUUUUCGAGACAGUGCUCAGGAAGAUGCUGGAAGAAGGGAUUCAGGGUAUGGACAAGGUGGGAGGCAGUCUUGGAAUAAUAAGAUGGACUCUUUUGGCAGUCGACAGCCUGAGUGGAACACUCGAGAGCGUCAUGGAAGUGAACAAUACAACAGAUACAGAGAUAUUUACCAGAAUAACUCGCUAUCCAAAUCAUCUUUUUCUUCAGGUGGUAAAGGGCUUCCAAUUAAUGAUCCAAUACUGAAUUUUGGUAGGGAUAAGCGCUCAUUCUCAAAGAGUGACAAGCCUUAUCUAGAGGACCCCUUCAUCAAGGACUUUGGAACUGCUGGUUUUGAUGGACGAGAUCCCUUUUCUGGGGGGCUUGUUGGGCUUGUUAAGAAGAAGAAAGAUGUGCUUAAACAGACUGAUUUUCAUGACCCUGUUCGGGAAUCUUUUGAAGCUGAACUUGAGAGAGUUCAGAAGAUGCAGGAACAAGAGCGGCAGCGGAUAAUGGAAGAACAUGAAAGAAGUAUGGAGCUUGCUCGGAGAGAAGAAGAGGAGAGAAUGCGGCUGGCUAGGGAACAAGAAGAACGGCAGAGAAGGUUGGAAGAAGAGAGACUGGAAGCCAUGCGGAGAGCUGAACAAGAGAGACUGGAAACCAUGCGGAGAGCUGAAGAACAAAGGAUAGCUAGAGAGGAGGAGAAACACAGAAUUCUUUUGGAGGAGGAGAGGAGGAAGCAGGCUGCUAAGCAGAAGCUUUUGGAAUUGGAGGAAAGGAUUGCGAAGAGGCAUGCUGAUGAAGUAAAGAGUGUUAGUACUAAUUCUUCUGGUGUUACAGAUGAGAAGAUGUCGGCGAUGGUAUCAGAGAAGGAUGUUUCCAAGGUGGUAGAUGUGGGUGAUUGGGAAGAUAGUGAAAGGAUGUUAGAAAGGAUCACAACUUCAGCGACUUCUGAUUCCUCAGGAAUGAAUAGACCAUCUGAGGUGGUUUCUAGGCCUCACUUUCCUAGAGAUGGCGCUGCUAUCUUUUUGGACAGAGGUAAAGCUGUGAAUUCAUGGAAGAGGGAUUCAUUUGAAAAUGGGAACAGCUCAACUUUUCUUUCACAAGAUCAGGAGAAUGGUCAUCGCAGUCCUGGGCGGGAUACAUCUAUUGGUGGAAGAACAUUUACUAGAAAAGAAUUUUAUGGGGGACCUGGAUUCAUCCCAUCUAGGACUUAUCAUAAAGAUGGUAUUCCUGAUGCUCAUAUGGAUGACUUCAGUCAGAUCAAGGGUCAGAGGUGGAAUAUGUCAGGGGAAGGAGAUCAUUAUGGAAGAAAUGUGGAAAUUGAAUCUGAAUAUCAGGAUAACCAUAGUGAGAGGUUUGGCGAUUCUGGAUGGGGACAUGGUCGUGCUCGUUGCAAUCUGUAUCCUCCAUACCAUGAACGGAUGUAUCAAAAUCCAGAGGCAGAUGGGCUCUAUUCUUUUGCAAGGUCACGGUAUUCCAUGAGGCAGCCUCGUGUUCUACCCCCUCCAUCUAUGAAUUCAAUGCUUAGAAAUCCUCACAGAUCUGGUAAUGACCGUCCUGGCCCCUCGAGUUUUCGAGAAAGUGAGAUGCAUUACAAUCAUGGAGCAAGAAAUGAAUCUUCUAUGCAGACAAGGUAUGAUAGCAGCCACCAAGAGAAUGUUAGACACACUGUAAGAAUUGAUGCCCAGCAAGAGCAUGCUGAUAAUGAAGAGCGCAAACUAGAUAGGAACACAGCAAGAUGUGACUCACAGUCCUCGCUUUCUGUUUCAAGCCCUCCUGACUCACCGGUUCAUCUAUCACAUGACGACCUGGAUGAAUCUGAAGAUUCUCUAGCAUUAUCAGGCAGUGAAGGUAAAAAUGUUUCCUUAUUGGAACAAGGGAAUGAAUCUACAGCCUUACCUAUUGAAGCUGGGAAUGAUCAUAUGAUGAGUGGCUCAAGUGUUGUCUCUACUGGUGAUGAUGAAGAAUGGACCAUUCAGAACGAUCAACAGUUGCAGGAGCAAGAAGAAUAUGAUGAGGAUGAGGAUGGUUAUGAUGAAGAAGAUGAAGUUCAUGAUGGAGAAGAUGAGAAUAUUGACCUUGCCCAAGAUUUUGAUGGUGUGCAUGUAGAGGAGAAAGGUUCUACUGAAAUGAUGGACAACUUGGUUCUUGGCUUCAAUGAGGGUGUAGAGGUUGGGAUGCCAAAUGAUGAGUUUGAAAGAAGCUCAAGGAAAGAAGAAACCAAAUUCGUAAUUCAACAAAUUUCUGAAGAAGAACAAGGAUUCUUUGAUGGGAUGCGCACUGAUGGACAAUCCCAUCAACCUGUGGAUGGUUCUACUCAAGUGAAUGUUGAUAAUUCUUCCAGACUCCUCCAGGAAACUGAGAAAGCAAUGCAAGAUUUGGUAAUUCAACCUAAAAAUGCUCUGCAAACAUCGUGUAAACUUAUGGAUCAUGUGGAUGUUUCUACUAGUUCUGGUUUGUCCACUCAGCCCCAAGUCUCAUCUUCUUCAGGUCAGUCUGUCCUGUCCAGUGGUCCCUCUGUUCUUGGUCAGCCUGAGGUACCUGUUAAGCUCCAGUUUGGGUUGUUCUCUGGCCCUUCUCUGAUACCAUCACCGGUUCCAGCCAUACAGAUUGGUACUAUACAGAUGCCUCUUCAUCUUCAUGCACCUGUUGGCCCUUCCCUUACUCAAGUGCACCCAUCACAGCCUCCUCUAUUCCAAUUUGGUCAGCUAAGGUAUACAUCUCCUAUUUCACAGGCGAUAUUGCCAUUGGCUCCGCAAUCAAUGUCCUUUGUUCAGCCGAGUGUUCCAACUAAUUUUCCUUUGAAUCAGAAUGCCAGAGGUCCUCUGCCUGUUCAACCUGGCCAAGAAACUUCUGCUCAUAAUCUUAUGAAAAGUGACCUUUUGUCUGUUUCAAUGGAUAAUCAACCAGGUCUUCUUCCUCGGAACUUAGAUGUAUCUCAUGGUCUAGCUUCAAAAGAGGAAAAUUCUUUGUCACCGAGAGAAAUUUCUGGUAGCACUCUAAAAAUGCUGCAGGGGCAAGGAGAGUUUUCUCAUGUAAAUGAUUGCAAUUCUGGGCCUGAAUCAGGAUUUCAAGUGGAAGAUGCAUUUGUGAAAAAUGUUAAAGCCUUUUCCACUAAAGAAUUGGAGAGCCAGCCUCAAACUGUGGCAGCAUCAUUGCAGUCGGUUUCUAAAGAAAAAGCUAUAGGUACCUCAAAAGUUCGGGGUCUAACAUCAGGAGGGAGAGGGAAGAGAUAUGUGUUUGCAGUGAAAAAUUAUGGCUCAAAAACAUCAUUACAGGCUUCUGAAAAUUCUCGCCAAGAAUCUAGUGGAUUUCAAAGACCUCGACGCCAGCGAACUGAAUUUCGGGUUCGGGAAAGUGCUGAUAAGAGGCAAUCUGCUCGGCUUGUUUCAUCUAUCCCAUAUGGGGUUGAUGACAAGUCUAAUAGCAGUGUUAGGGGUGCUGGAGGAAAAAGUAUCUCAAGGAGGGUGGUUGUGCCUAAUAGACAACCAAAACGGCCAUUUGAAUCAGAAGGCUUGAAUACACAGGCGGCUGGUUCCCAGGAGGUAGAUUCACAAAGUAAGGCUGAAAAGGGAACUGGAAAAGAAUUUCUGAAAAAGAAUCAGAGCAUUUCACAUCCUGGAGAGAAUGUUGAUGCACCUUUGCAAAGUGGAAUUGUGCGUGUUUUUGAGCAACCUGGCAUAGAAGCUCCUAGCGAUGAUGAUGAUUUUAUUGAGGUGAGAUCAAAGAGGCAAAUGUUGAAUGAUCGCCGUGAACAGAGAGAGAAAGAAAUCAAAGCAAAGUAUCAGGUCUCAAAGACGCCACGAAAACUUUGUUCCAGCUCACAAAGUACUGUUGCAUCUGUUACAUCAAACAAAAUUUCUUUAGCAGUUGGUGCAGAAGCCAACAAUAUACACAAUGAUUAUGUUGGCACCAAUGGACAUGGCUUGGAAAAUGUUGAAGUGUCUGCAGGAUAUAGUGCCCCUAUAGUGUCCCAAUCAUUGCUGCCAGUUGGAUUUCCUGCUGUGAAAACUGAUCCCCAGGCUGAUAUAAGAUCCCAAACAAUGAAGUCCUUCGAAACAAGCGCCUUACCUGCUGUAUCUGGUAGUGUUAAGAACCUUACAACAGGCUUAAUGUGUGAGAACAAGAAUAAGGUUCUGGAUAAUGCCCAAACAUCUUUGGGCUCUUGGGGUAAUUCCCGGAUUAAUCAACAGGUUAUGGCCCUGACACAGAAUCAACUUGAUGAGGCUAUGAAGCCUGCACAGUUUGAUGCACAUCCUUCUAUUGGAGAUCCUUCUAAAUCAGUUGGUGAGUCCAGCUUGCCAUCAUCAUCGAUGUUGGCUAAGGACAAGUCGUUUUCUUCUGCUGUGAGUCCUAUCAAUUCGUUGCUUGCGGGGGAGAAGAUUCAAUUUGGUGCUGUCACAUCUCCAACAGUCCUCCCACCUAGCAGCCAUGCUGUUUCCCAUGGGAUUGGCCCUCCAGGUCCUUGUCGGUCAGACAUUCAAAUUUCUCUUAAUCUAUCCUCAGCUGAAAAUAAUUGCUCUCUUUUCUUUGAAAAAGAGAAACCCUCCGAUGAAUGUGCUCAUCUGGUAGAUUGUGAAGCUGAAGCAGCUGCCUCAGCCAUUGCUGUUGCAGCUAUAGGCAGUGAUGAGAUUGUUGGGAAUGGGCUGGGUAUGGGCCCUGUAUCUGCUUCAGAUUCCAAAAAUUUUGGUGGUACUGAUAUUGAUGGAAUAACAGCAGCAGGUUUAUCUGGAGAUCAACAGUUAGCUAAUCAAUCAAGAGGUGAAGAGUCCCUUAGCGUUGCUCUUCCUGCUGAUCUUUUGGUUGAGACACCACCAAUCUCUCUAUGGCCGCCUUUACCAAGUCCACAGAAUUCUUCUAGCCAGAUGCUUUCUCAUGUCCCUGGAGGUCCAGCUUCCCAUUUUCCAUUCUAUGAGAUGAAUCCGAUGUUGGGGGGAUCUAUCUAUACUUUUGGACCACAUGAUGAGUCUGCAUCUACCCAAUCGCAGCCCCAGAAGAGUAAUACUUCAGUUUCGAGACCAGUUGGGACCUGGCAACAUCAUUCUGCUGUAGAUUCAUUCUAUGGCCCUCCGGCUGGUUUCACUGGUCCUUUCAUCAGCCCUCCUGGAAGCAUUCCAGGGGUUCAAGGUCCUCCACACAUGGUUGUGUAUAAUCAUUUUGCACCAGUUGGACAGUUUGGACAAGUUGGCUUGAGUUUCAUGGGUACCACCUAUAUUCCAUCUGGGAAGCAACCUGAUUGGAAGCAUAAUCCUGCUUCUUCUCCGAUGGGUGUUAGUGAAGGGGACCUGAAUACUUUGAAUAUGGUUUCUGCACAGCGCAAUCCCACCAAUGUGCCAACACCUAUACAACAUCUUGCGCCGGGAUCACCUCUCUUGCCCAUGGCAUCUCCUCUGGCCAUGUUUGAUGUUUCUCCUUUCCAGUCCUCUCCUGACAUGUCGGUCCAAGCUCGAUGGUCACAUGUUCCUCCAUCACCUCUUCAAUCUGUUUCUGUAUCAAUGCCAUUGCAGCAACAUGCAGAAGGUGCGCUUCCUUCUCAGUUUAACCAUGGGCAAACUGUUGAUCAACCAUUAGUUAACAGCUUCCAAGAGUCUCAGACAACUAAGUCCUCUGACAACACCCUGAACUUCCCCAUAGCCACUGAUGCAAGUGUCACCCAGUUACCAGAUGAACUGGGGUUGGUAGACGCAUCAUGCUCCACCAGUGCUGGAACUUCAACACUGAGCACUGUUGCUAAGAGUUCAUCUACUAGCAACAUUCCAGAUGCUGGCAAGAUGGAUGCGGUGCAGAAUUGUAGUGGGACCAACAGUCGCAGCUGCCAGAGUACAAGUUCUAUUUUCAAAAUGCAGCCUUCACAUCAGAGGAGUACUUCUGCCCAGCAUUACAGUAAUUCCUCUGGCUAUAAUUAUCAAAGAGGAGGUGGAAUCUCUCAGAAGAAUAGUUCUGGGGGUGAAUGGUCUCAUCGUAGGAUGGGAUACCAAGGAAGGAAUCAAUCUUUGGGUGCAGAAAAGAGCUUUCCUUCUUCAAAGAUGAAGCAGAUUUAUGUGGCUAAACAGACUGCAAGUGGAACACCAAUGGCUUCAUGAAUAGAAAAUAUUAAAUGAGGUUUUUGGAUUUAGAAGUUGAAAGCAUCGGGGACUGAAGUAUCUUUCCAGUGUAAAUUUUGUUUUUGUUCUAAUAUUUUUUUUUUUUUUUUUUUUUUUUUUUUUUAUAAUUUUGACAAGGGGAAAGUUUGAGAUUUGGAUAAUACUGGUCUCAGAAUUGAUAUGCCAGUCUUUCUCAGGGGAAGUUAGCAGAGCUGGUUGAGCACAUCUGUUCUGGGAACCUGCUACGCUAUUUCAAGUAUUGUGUGCUAGCUCGGGGGUUGUUCCUUUUUUUUUGUCGUCUCUUUGUUGGCUGCACAAACCUAAUUGUAAUUUGUUGGGAUUGAUGUAUUAAAAUUAUUGAGGAUCCAGCUGGUGUGUUCUUGAUGCUGCUAAUGAUAAUGAUAAAUGUGGGCUAGGGGAAUUGCCUUGUUUUAA
Molecule: messenger RNA, 8185 nt
Organism: Hevea brasiliensis (rubber tree)
Lineage: Eukaryota; Viridiplantae; Streptophyta; Magnoliopsida; Malpighiales; Euphorbiaceae
Exons: 8
Coding region: 389-7750 (2453 amino acids)
Source: RefSeq, a predicted model, not a curated record